ACUUGAGGCUCGUAGCCCCGCGUGGAGAGGUAAACACCAGCGGCUGAUCGGCCCUCCUGCUCUCAGGCAUCCAGAGCAAGAAAUAAAUUAUCUUUGAUGCAGAAAAUAAGGCUUUAGGAAGCACUAUGGCUCUACGGUGUGCUUUAGGACUGAGGGUGUUACUCUCUAGUGGAGUGUCCUCCAGGAUGGUCACAGUCGGGAGUGUCCAGGCCAGACCGCUCUCUCUUACUGCUACUAACUUUUUAAAAGAAAUCAUUGUUCAAGAGGAGGGUAAUCAAUUAAUAAUAAAAGGAGCUUACAUAGAAUCACCUCGUACCCCUCUGUUGAUCAAGACAGGGCAUGAUGAAAACCAUACAUGCUCUCUCUGUGCUCUCAAUCUCGACUUAAAACAUACUGAUGUACUGAUUCUUUCCCAAUUUAUGCGUGCUGAUGGUGGUAUGUUGCAUCGGCGUAUCACAGGACUCUGUGGAAAACAGCAAAAAAGAGUCAGACUUUUAGUGGCUAUGGCACAGAGAGCUGGUCUGAUGCCUAAUUUAACCCCGUGGUACAGCAAGAAGGAUCCCAAAAAAAGAUUUGGAUCAAAGAAAUACAACAGGUAUUUUGACGAGACCACACUUGACGUCAAACCUAAACGUAAAUAACUCUGAUUCAAUGUACAGUACAAUAUUUUAUUUUUUCCUGCAUCUAUUUGUGACUGGUUCAAUGUAAAUGGAAAUACAGUAUAUGAAUAAAUUCCACAUCAGUAA
Molecule: messenger RNA, 746 nt
Organism: Procambarus clarkii (red swamp crayfish)
Lineage: Eukaryota; Metazoa; Arthropoda; Malacostraca; Decapoda; Cambaridae
Gene: mRpS18A
Product: mitochondrial ribosomal protein S18A
Biological process (GO): mitochondrial translation
Cellular component (GO): mitochondrial small ribosomal subunit; ribosome
Molecular function (GO): small ribosomal subunit rRNA binding; structural constituent of ribosome
Source: RefSeq, a predicted model, not a curated record